GGAAGAUAGACAAAAAGAGUGGGAGAGAUACCCCCACCCAAGAGAGACAACCUGAAAGUCAGAACAAAACAAGGCACAAGAACCCAUCAAAGUCAGCUGAAGUCAAGCUUGGAAAAAGUUCAACUGCUAAACGUCCCCAUGGGCUUCCAGGGGCCUUGGUUGCAUACUUGUCUCCUUUGGACCACAGUAGCCAGCCUGCUGUUCCCUCCACUGGUGACCCAGGAGCUGAGAGGGGCUGGGCUGAGCCUUGGCAACUGGAACAACAAUGCCGGCAUUCCCGGGUCUUCAGAGGACAUGUCGGCUGAGUUUGGCCACCACAUCCACAGCCGUGGGGGCCAUCAGGGUGAGAAUGACGAUUUCUCCAGGGAAUAUGGCCACCAGCUCCAAGACCACAGGUACCCUGGCCACGAGGCUGGAGAGGAGAAUGUCUCUGAAGAGGUCUUCAGAGGGCAUAUGAGACAGACCCAUGGGCACAGAGGGCACGAUAAUGAAGAUUUGGGGAACUCAGCGGAGCCUGAGGACCACUUCCCUAGACAGAGGAGUCACAGCCAUGAAGAUGAAGAUGAGGAUAGCAUUGUCUCCAGUGAGGAUCACCAUCUUGUCACCAGGCAUGGUCACCAUGGCCACGGAGGGGAAGAUGAUGGGGAGGAAGUAGAGAACUCUAAUGAUAAGCACAAGGCCCAUGGUCACCAGAGUCACCAGAGCCACUCAGAGGAAGGAGAUGAAGAGGGUUCAGAUGAACACCAUCAUGCCUACAGCCACAAAGGCCACAAAGACGAAGAUGAUGAUGAUGAAGAUGAUGAUUCCACUGAGCGUGGGCACCAGGUCCACAGACACCGAGGCCAUGAUGAUGAAGAUGAUGAUGAUGAAGAAGAUGAUGAUGAUGGUUCCCCUGAGCAUGGGCACCAGGUCCACAGACACCAAGGCCAUGAAGAUGAUGAUGAAGAAGAAGAAGAUGAUGAGCACCAGGUCCACAGACACCAAGGCCAUGAAGAUGAUGAUGAAGAAGAAGAAGAUGAUGAUGAUGGUUCCCCUGAGCAUGGACACCAGGUCCACAGACACCGAGGGCAUGAUGAUGAAGAUGAUGAUGAUGAUGAUGAUGAUGAAGAUGAUGAUGAUGAUGGCUCCCCUGAGCAUGGGCACCAGGUCCACAGACACCAAGGUGAUGAGAAGGAAGAUGAUGAAGAUGACUCAGAUGAAGGCUACUAUCAUGUCCCCAGCCGUGGCCACCAAAGCCACCAAGAUGAGGAAGAGGAAGAUGAGGCUGUAUCCACUGAACAUUGGCACCCAUCUCCUAGACACACUCACCAUGGUCUUGGAAGUGAGAAUCAAGAAGAGGAGGUAACAGUCAAGUUCAGCCACCAUACUGCAAGCCACCAACCCCAAGGCCACAAGUCUGACAAGGAGGAGGACUUCCCAGAAGAGUAUAAGACAGAAGUUCCUGGCCAUCACCACCACAGAGUCCCCAGGGAGGGAGAUGGGGAUAUUUCUGCUGAGUUUGGCCACGAGGUCCCCAGUCACAGGCCACAAGAUCAAGAUGAACAGAUCAGCCAGGGUCACAGAGAGUUUGUCCAAGGUGACAUUGGUCAUCAGCCCCUGCAGCCCACAGGGGCUGGUUCCGAAGAAUCAAGAAAGAAAGAUGACCACAGCUCUCAAGAGGGAGACAAAGACUCAGAGCAGAGCAAAGGAUCCCACAGUGAAGAGGAGGAGGAGGGUCAUGGCCUCCCUAAGAGCCAGGAAGAUGAGGAAAAAGAUGAGCAAGAGAGUAAGGAAGACAGGACUGAGGUUCGGACUCCAGUGAGCCAUCACAGAAAGCAGGAGGAAGAGGAGGAAGAGGGGGAGAUCCUGGAAGAAAACCUGCUACCCUUCACCAUCAUCCCAAACCCCCUGGCUGGAAGGAAGGUGGACACAGAAGGUUCCAGCGAGGAGGAGAGCCGUGAGGUCACAGGUCAGCACGAUGCCCAGGAGUAUGAGAACUACCAGCCAGGAUCUCUGUGUGGCUAUUGUUCUUUCUGCAAUAGAUGUACUGAAUGCGAAAGCUGUCAUUGUGACGAGGAGAACAUGGGGGAACACUGUGACCAGUGCCAGCAUUGCCAAUUCUGCUACCUCUGCCCGCUGGUCUGUGAAACCCUCUGCACUCCAGGAAGCUACAUGGACUAUUUCUCCUCCUCCCUGUAUCAAGCCCUGGCUGACAUGCUGGAGACUCCAGAGCCCUAACAUGGCCACAACUGCGGCUGAAGUACCUCCCCUGGCCUGCCCACCUGACAGGGGGCCUGAAUAAAUGUGCCCCUGGAAACAGCAGUGUCCGGUGUGGGGUGUGUCCUGGCGGAGGGAGACCACAGACCAUAGGAAGAGGCAUCAGCCUCUCCUAGAGGGCCUGACUCCUUGAUUCUGAAGGUGGUUGGUU
Messenger RNA from Microtus ochrogaster (prairie vole), 2407 nucleotides. It is a transcript of the gene Hrc, whose product is annotated as histidine rich calcium binding protein. The record is from RefSeq and is a predicted model, not a curated record. NCBI's taxonomy places the organism in Eukaryota, Metazoa, Chordata, Mammalia, Rodentia, Cricetidae. Gene Ontology annotation, molecular function: calcium ion binding. The transcript has 7 exons. The coding region runs from base 139 to 2217 and encodes 692 amino acids.